AUCUCGACUGCCUCACUCAAGACGCCCAAGUAUUUUAUCACCUCAUCACCCGUCCUCGUCAGAUCCGAAUCCUCUUAGCGCAGGCUGGCCAUGAUGGCCGAACCGGUCGAUGGCGCUGAGCAAAAGGGGCCCAAAAUCUCUGCUUCAGCCAACGAGUGCCUCGAGUCUUUCCAAAAAUGUCUCUUUUCCGCAGCCUCGAUCCAUCCCCGGGAGUUGUCGAUGGUAGAGGACCAGUUUGCAAGAUUCUCAAGCUGGACAAACGGGAUAGGUGUUUUUGCGCCUGAUUCAGCAUCUAUGGAUCAUAGGUUGAGAUAUGCCCCUGCGGUUAAGGGUGUUGUUAUUGGCCUGUUGGAAUCACUGAACUAUCGAUGCCAGAGUUUACUCAAGGUUCUGAAUUCCAUGAUAGAGCCUCCAGGUUGGGAAGACGUGAACCAAGGCUUCCAAAAGUCUCUUUUGGAUGCAGCAUCAGAGAUCAGCCGACUCAACAAGAUUUCUAACACGAUCCGCCGUGCAAGCAAAGAUACUCAGGCUCUCAAAGCAAGUAACUUCCAGAUAAAAGAUGACGAAGGAAACGAUGUGGAAGACAUACUACGGGAACACUUUAAACAUCACAUUUGCGACAGAUUCCCCGGCUUGGGCGAAGUUCUCCAGGAGAGACUGGCUCGGACGAUGCUUCUUCGAAGGAAGCGCAUCUUAUACAGAAGGUAUCGCCAGGAGAGUACAACAAUAAAGCCUCAGAAAACGGAGGCCGAGAAACUAGUCGAGCUCCCAAGUGCUCAGCAAGCUAUAUCAUCUGAGCAUUCCAAGACGCAAGAGAGCAAGCCCAAGGGGCAUAGCGCGGUCUCCAAAUCAGCCUUGGCAGCACCAUCCCAAGUCAAAAGCGCAACAACUCUGGCGCUAGAAAAGUUUCAAAAAGCAGCUGCAAGCCCAUCAGUUGCAUCAGCAAGCAAGACAGUUGCUCUGGGUUCCCAUGAAGCUCUAGUAUUCCCUCCCGCCCCAGGAUUUGCUCUCAAAAAGCGCUAUGAGAGACUCAAAAAGCAAAAUGAUUUUACAGAAAAUGGGACAAAAUCACCUUUAGAGGGCUUUCCAGAAGAAGAACUGGUAGGACUUAUAGAAAUUACCUGUCCAUAUUGUCUUUAUGCUCUUCCAACCCAACAAUUCUUUGACGAUCGAAAGUGGGAAAACCACGUGGUAAGCGACUUGGAUGCCUACGUAUGUCUUUUUGAAGAUUGCGAUCAGCCAGAUAUCCUGUAUAACCAUAGCGACGAGUGGCUAGCCCACUUACAACAACAUCGUCGGUUCUGGCGCUGCGCCUCUCAUCGGGAUCUUGAUCCGUUUACAUCCAGUGCCGAGUAUACCGCUCACAUGCGAGACGUUCACAACAGCAAGCUCAGCGACAACCAGCUUCGGGCCAUGGCAAGCAGGAACAGUCGAAAAAUGCCAAAGCUGUUUCCAUCAUGUCCUCUGUGUGGCAAGGAUGAAGCUGAGGUGGAUGGGCGUCUUGAGGACCACCUGGCUGGACAUUUGCGUUCUCUAGCCCUUAAGUCACUACCCAGCUAUGAAGAUGAGCUGCCAGAAGAGGCCAACAACGACAACGAUAGUAUCAACAUACCACGACCUCAGAGUCGAAGCACGGUACUGGAGAUGAGACAGGCAGAGGACGAGUUCCCAUUGGACAUACUAUGCUCUGACGAAUUUUGGUCCCUCUGGAAUCCAGAAGUGCCCCAAGAUGCUGGUGUAAACUUCAUGGGAGAUGCUCAUACUGAACUUGAUUUAAGUAGCCACGAUAUCGAACAAGCCACUCUGUUUUUCGAUACCUAUUCAUCCAGAGAUCACGCUGAAAGCUCAGAGCAGGAUCCUAUCCUUCAGUCCAUGUUGAGCCAAAAGAUGAUGGGUGCUUAUCAUCAAGAACCCGACAACGAAAUUUCGAAACAAGAACUCUGGCGUCGCGCCGUGAAAUCUCCAUUUCGUGAGAAGGGAACGCUGAAAGAAAUGCUUGCAAAAAUGAAGACUGAUCUCAGAGAGGAAGAAACACUAGCCUCCGCUUUAAGCACUCUUGCAGACGAGGAAGACCCCUCAGACAGGAACAUUUAUGAGACAGAAAAACCCCAGACCGGAGAGCAGAUUGAGACAAAUCCGAUAGUCGAAAAGAAGGGAAUUGAUUCACAACAAGAAAGUAUCUCGCUUGAGGAGAGCGGUUAUCUGAUCCUCUCUAUCAAGAAUAUAAAGUGCUCGAACUUUUUCUUGAUGCAAAUUGGCUCCCCUGAUCAACUAGUCUGCGACGUAAGCUACGGAGGUGAGGUCUCACAAGUCGCAUUUCGGGCCGAGGAACAAGUUUGGGAUAAACCAAUCAUACUACAUGUUCCAUACGACAUUCCGAAGUCGCUAACAGUAUCACUAUCCUCAGUUUCCAUGACAAAUCGACGCGCUCCCCACAUGGCCUUGAAUGGACCCUUUGGCACGACUGAGAUAAACGUCCGACACAUCAUAUCGACUAAGUAUACCUACAGCGAUGUUCGCCGGAUACUGAGACGGGAAACUGAAAGUCUAGUUAAUUUUCGAACAACUGCAGAAAUUUCCUUCGACCUUUCGUGGCAGCUUACGGAUCCAAGAAUAUCCAGCAAGAAGACACAAGAUUCUGACCACAGCGACUUGAGUAAGCUCUCAGAGCCACUUUCGUUUUCUCCUAAUAUCCAGGACGAAGCUUCGGAAGGACAUAAAGCGCCAUCUGUUGGCGAACCUCCAGCUUCCUCAGUAAAAGCUGAUCCAGAAGUCUUGACAAGGCUUGGAGAUCUGAAAGAUAAAGGUCGUGUAAACUAUUCUGCACCGACUCCACAGCAUAACUCCAGCCGUGCUGCUGGCUUCGAGGUCGACAAUGAGGGAUCUUCUCGAAGAUACAGUGGCUACGAUGGCACGGGCUAUCAGAUAAAUGGCUCCAUCAUCUCUUACGAUGAAUGUCAACGCCGAGAAGGGGAACAGCCUGAGGAGUAUGUUAGCGUUUCUGAUCCUUUGACAGUCACAGAAAUGCCAAAGGAAUCUCUGAAGUCUUUUGAUGAGAUGUUCUUGGACCAAGACUACAGUUCUAGUCGAGUCCGCUUCAAAGUGGAAGAUGAUUCCAUCAAGGAAACACCAACCAGAAAGACUAGCAGAAAUAUAGAGAAAGACGCAUACAAUGGAUGGUUCUUCAAAGGAGAUAAGUGGCGACCUGAACAGCUUCCUGGAGCAGACGGUCAGCAAGAAGAAGGCUUGAAGUUCCAGAUGAACGACGCGAACGCUCCUAUGACGGCCGGAUCUCGGUUUUCUGUACUAGCUCAGGGUAAUGAGGAAGAAGGAAAGUUGGCCGAAGCCACGGAGGUGGUUGAGAGAUCGUCGAACCAAAUUCGCAGGGGCAUUCAGGUGCUCAAUGAUGCUUUCGAAGCCUCAGAAGAUGAACCAAGCGCAGGGAAAAGGCCCGACGCGAUAAUGGAUACAGAUAAACCUGUCUUUAUGGAUCCAUCACAAUCACCACUUCGUGGAAGGGUUGAGAUAGAGAAUGAACGGCCCCGGCGUCGCGGAAAGAGUCCACAAAUGGAAUCCGAGGACGAGGAAGCUCAGAGGCAACGUAUCAGGGAACGGGUGGGCUCCCCGCGUAUUGCAACCGUGGGUAAAAAGUCAGGAAGAAAGAGCCAGUCAUCACCUCCUCGCAGUGGCACCAAUAGGGAUGCUCCUGGAUGGUUCAAGGACUAUAGGAAGCUUUCUCAGCGUCGCGUUGAGCAAUUUCACACUCAAGAUUCCGCUUCGAGGCUGGAGAUGCCUCUUCCGUCUGCACCGCCUGUUUCUGCACGGCAGAAAGAAAAGCCAGAGUCUAAUCCAUUGCCACGGAAGAAGAAAGGGGAUACCAAGAGGGAUAGGAAGGAAUGGGUGUCUGAUUGAGAUACUUUGAUACUGUCUUAUAAAAGAUAGGUUCUUAAGGAAGAUCCUUUCCCAAUGAUCUCUGAUUUCUGGUCCGUGAUACAAUAGUUACAGGAAGAACCUAAUGUAGGUCAGGGCCACAGGGGCUUGUAUGAGUUUGUGUAAACCCUAUCAAUACAUUAGCAACAUCGAUCUAGGCAACGCAGCAAGAAUAACAC
Fusarium redolens is the source of this 4109-nucleotide messenger RNA. RefSeq lists its product as uncharacterized. The coding region runs from base 91 to 3912 and encodes 1273 amino acids. The transcript has 4 exons. The record is from RefSeq and is a predicted model, not a curated record. Lineage: Eukaryota; Fungi; Ascomycota; Sordariomycetes; Hypocreales; Nectriaceae.